Messenger RNA from Rotaria sp. Silwood2, 924 nucleotides. The record is from the annotation of a GenBank genome assembly. Lineage: Eukaryota; Metazoa; Rotifera; Eurotatoria; Philodinida; Philodinidae.
AUGUAUAUUCGUCAAUAUAAUCCUCGUUUAUAUCUAUCUUUAUUGUUUAAGCAUGUCAAAAAUCUUUCUACAACAUCAUCAAAUAUUCUUAAACCUUAUCCAAGUUAUGUUGAACGUCAAUUAGAAGUUGUUAUCAAUACAUCAUCAGGUGAUGAAUUUGUUGAAAUUGAUCGUGAAACAAAUAUAAAAUUAGCUAAACCAACAACAUCAAUUCGAGCAAAUAUAAAUUAUGUUGAUACAAAUCCAUUAGGUGAUAAAAAACAACCAAUUGUUUUACUUGUUCAUGGUUAUCCUGGUACACAUGAAUCAACAAAAAAUUUUAUUGAAGAAUUUCAACGAAGAAAUUUUCGUUGUAUUGCACCAGAUAUGCCUUAUUGUGGAAAAACAACAAUGCCUUUAUGGAGUGGAAUUAUUUGGAGAAAUUCUAUUUAUUUACGUGCAAGAUUUCUUGGAGAAUUACUUAAAAAUAUAAUGAAAGAAAAAUUAAUACCUAUUCAUACAGUAAUUGGUUUUCAUGAAAAUGCUUAUGCAUUAAUGUCAAUGAUUGAUCAAUAUGAAUAUUUUCAUUGUCAAUCAUUAAUAUUAGUUGAUCCAACACCGAGAAAAUUAAUUCGGUUUUUUCCAUUAGCUAAAUUUGCAUUUGAUUUCGGUCGAAUUCCACUUCAUUGGCCAGUAGCAAAAUCUCUUUUAAAAAUGCUUGGUUAUAAAGAAUUAUUAAAUUAUUCUCAACGUGAUAUUAUGGCUGCCUUACGUAUUUGGAUGAUUGAAGAUACAUAUCAGUAUGAUGCACAUAUACAUAAUUUAUGGUUAUCUCGUUUACGUACAAUGGUUAUUUUAUCACAAGAAGAUAAACAUCUCGAUAAUAAAUUGUUAGAUGCUUUAAUUAAAGAUUUAGCUGUUGAACCUUUCAAUAAAUGUAGGUAA